AUGUAAGAACUCAUUGAAAGAACAAAACUUUAGAUUGCCUUGAAUCAAAUCUAAACUACUGAUUACUAAAAGCUUGUUUAAGACACAGAAUUACUACAUUAAAACAUCAUCGUUACUUUAAACUCAAUCCAAAACAAAGAAAUAUAAGAUUUCUUCUUUAUACUUAAACCAACUUAAUAACUCUAUAAUUGCAUAUGCGGUUUGCUUUGCACUGUUGCAGGUCUAGAUAAGGCCAUAUCAACCGACUAUUUGUUCUUGUAAACAAGGGAAUGGGUGCCAAGUCAAAGUCAAUUUUGUAAGAAUUAUGAACCAAUUUGCUAAAUACUUACUAAUAUUCAAUAGUACACCCUGAAGAAGAAAAUCAAUGUGACCAAUAUCAAAGAAGCAAUGAAAUACUACACUCAAAAUGUUAAAACUGAUGAUCCAUUAACAGUAACAGAAAAACUAGAAUAUAUUCUAAAAUGUGUUAUUGAUUAUUAUGAUUCCUUCCAUAAGAUCCUGAAAUUCAAUAAAAACCAUGAACUGCAAAAAAGAACUCCACAGAAGAAUAGCCAAGAUUAAUUAAAAACUUAUAUGUUAGCAAAAUUAAGCAGUAAUUUUAAUUAAGAUGAAUCAGAAGAAAUAUUGGAUGAACAUACUUAAAUUCAAUUAGAAGAUAAAUAACAAAUUUAAUCAACUACCAAUCAAACUCCAUUAAAAAUGUUGAAUAGAUUCAAAGAUUUUAAUUCUUAUUCUAAAAACAUAUCGUGUAAUCCUAAAAUAUCAAUCAGUCCCUCCUCACCCAGAUAUCAUACUUUAAAAAAAUACUCUUCUUUAUGCAAAUCCCCAGUCUAAUCAAAUUAAUAAUCAUUUAACUUAACUAAUGAAGGCCAGAAUUUCUAAGAAAAUGGAAGCGCAAAGAGUCUUCAACCUAUGAAUCAAUCAAAUAAUUCCAAAAGUUUUUAACAAGAAAAAGAAUUAACCAAUUCACAGAGCAUAACCAAGUAAGUUAGCUCUCCUCCUCCAGUUAUAUCUCCAAGACAAUUAACUAAAAAAGAAGUUCAUGUUACUUCUUAUGAGGCUCCUAAUUUGGACUAAAUUGCUGAAAAAAUUAAUAACGAUGAUCCUGAUAUAGAACAAUAACUCAAAAAUGAAAUACAGAAUGUUCUCAAAUAACUUAAGAAAAUCGAAGGAGUGAAGAAGCAUCUGCUAUGGGAAGAUGAUCGACAAAGCAAAUAACACUUAUUGAAAGCAGAUUCAAGUGUCUCAUAACAAUAAGCAUAAUAAGUUAAAUUAAAUAUUGAUAAUUCUUAAUAAAUUCCAAACUAGAAACAAGUGCAAAACAAAAAGAAAUCAGAAAAAAUAAGCACCUUGAAAACAGAACCUAAUGAUUUCAAGACGAAGAGAAUAUAAAGUCUUUACAAAGAAUUAGAAAGAACAAUAGAACAAAAGAAUCAAGCCUACAAAGAUGCGUAAUGGAUAGAGUAAUAGGUGUAUACUAAAAAUUUAGGAAUUUAAAAAUAUUGA
Messenger RNA from Paramecium tetraurelia, 1506 nucleotides. RefSeq lists its product as uncharacterized. The record is from RefSeq and is a predicted model, not a curated record. The transcript is spliced from 3 exons. NCBI's taxonomy places the organism in Eukaryota, Ciliophora, Oligohymenophorea, Peniculida, Parameciidae.